GACUCCCCAUGGCCUCCCCACCAAGGGCUGGGGUGAAGCGGGCAGCAGCCGACGGGGCCGUGGGGUCCCCGGGGAAGAAGGUGUCAAGGGAGGAGGAGGAGGCUGUGCGUCCCGCCAUCAAGUUGCCCUCCCCAGGAAAGGACUGUGAUGGGAAUGGGAGUCCCCCUCGCCUGGCUGACUCCAUGGCCUCCACCCCAAAGAAGCCCAGGCCGAAGCCCCUGGGGUCCAAGCUGAAGCCUGCCCCCAAGCCAAAGGUGCCUGACCAGAGAGAGGAGUUGGAGCAGGUGGACAAGAGGCUGGAAAGCUCGAACCAGGACCUGAUGAAGAAGAACCAGCACCUGCAGGACCUGGCCGCGCAACUGGUGAAGGAGACCUGCUCCAUCGCUCUGGAGUACUGGGACCUGAAGGAUAAGGUGAUAUCUUCAGAGACCACAGGGCGGGACAUCGAGGCCACGGUGAAGAACCUGCAACAGGACAUCAAGAAGCACGUGGAGCUGCAGGAUGAGAUGUACUGCUCAGAGACCAAGUCGCCGGAUAUGGAGACCACAGUGGAGAACCUCCAACGGGACAUCAGAAGUCAGUACAAGAGGGAUAAGAAGCUCGAAAAGCACCUGGCCAAGGCCUUAAAGCAGAUGAAGAAGAACAUGUGGAGGCUGUGGCUCUGUGUCAGGAACAAGAUCUGCCCCAGCCCAGCUGAGCUGGUGGCCCCCACCCCCAAGAAGCCCUGGCCCAAAUCCCCGGGGCCCAAGCUGGAUCAGCCAGGCCAGAGAGAGGAAUUGGAGCUGCUAGAUGAGGGGCCAAAAGGCUCAAACCAGGACCUGAAGGAGACGAAGUAUGUGCUGAAGAAGUACUGUCGCAUCUCACUGGAGUUCGUGAAGCUGCACGACACAGUGAAGAAAUCAAAAACGAAGCUGCUGGAAAUGAAGUCCUUGGUGGAGGACCUGCAGUGCAACAAAAGGAAGCAGCUGGAUGAGAACAUGCAGGGGUUGCUGCAGCACUGUGAUGGGGAUGGUACCUGCCUUGGUCUGAUUGAGCCCAUGGCCCCCACCCACGAGGAGCCCAGGCCUGAGCCUGCCCCUGCAGGGCCUGAUCAGAGAGCACCACGAGCUCCAACUAACUGGAGACUUGGCAAGCUUCUGGGUCAAGGUGCAUUUGGCAAAGUAUAUCUAUGCUAUGAUGCUGAUACAGGAAGAGAAUUGGCAGUUAAACAAGUUCAGUUUGACCCUAACAGUCCAGAAACCAGCAAGGAAGUAAAUGCACUUGAAUGUGAGAUUCAGCUGCUGAACAACCUGCCCCAUGAGAGAAUUGUUCAAUAUUAUGGCUGCUUGAGGGAUCCCCUGGAAAGAACCCUCUCCAUAUUCAUGGAGUACAUGCCAGGGGGUUCUAUCAAGGACCAGUUAAAAGAACACGGAGCGCUCACAGAGAAUGUGACCCGAAAAUACACCCGACAGAUUCUGGAGGGAGUUCGCUACUUGCACAGAAAUAGGAUUGUACAUAGAGAUAUUAAAGGAGCAAAUAUUCUGCGAGAUUCAGCAGGCAAUGUGAAGCUUGCAGAUUUUGGUACCAGCAAACGACUUCAGACUAUCUGCCUUUCUGGUACGGGAAUGAAGUCAUUCACAGGGACUCUAUACUGGAUGAGUCCUGAAAUUAUCCGUGGAGAAGGGUAUGGCAGAAAAGCAGAUAUCUGGUACGUUCCCAUCUACCAAGAGGUAUUCGCAUACUGCCCCAGAUAA
This is a messenger RNA of Gavialis gangeticus (Gharial), 1733 nucleotides long. RefSeq names its product mitogen-activated protein kinase kinase kinase 3-like. Lineage: Eukaryota; Metazoa; Chordata; Crocodylia; Gavialidae. The transcript is spliced from 12 exons. Gene Ontology annotation, biological process: protein phosphorylation. The record is from RefSeq and is a predicted model, not a curated record. Gene Ontology annotation, molecular function: ATP binding; protein kinase activity. Bases 9 to 1733 code for a protein of 574 amino acids.